UGGGAAAGGCAGCGGCACGUGCGCAGCAAGCAGCGGUUAGUGGCAGAUUGGGCCCUGAAGAGAAUGCAGCAAUGGAGUUGCCUCCUCCGGGAAACCGGAGGGUUUCCAUCAGUAACCCUCAAGAGACAUCUGGCAGGGUUCCCACCACCCCAGCCGUUCUUCCCAACCAGCCAUCUAAGCUCACUUCCGUCUCCAUGAAGCGCUCCUCCCAUUCUUACGCCUACAGGCCUUCCAUCAUGAGCAACCGUAGUUUGGGGGCCCAGUCCCUGCUGCCGAACCCCAUUCUCCAGAAGACCUCCCUCAUCCCCCCAGGUGCCCAGCAGAGCAGAGCAUCCAAUAUCUCUUCAGUCCGAUAUGCUGAUGAAGAAGGCAAGCCGCUCCCUGAGAAGGACAAAGACAAGGACAAGGGCAAGGGUAAAGGCGCAGGAACUCGGCUGUUGACUAUGCUAAGGAAAACUCUUCAGGGGUCUCAGAGUGAUGAAAUGGUAGAAACAACUCAAACACAGAAUUUGAUACCAUUUGGAGACGUGGUGGGCUGUCUGGCGAUUCACAUAAAGAGCUGUAGACAGUUUUCUCAGAGGUUUCUUAGCCAACAGCAUUUUAGUCUGUUCAUGCGUGUCUCUGUAAACCACAUUGUGAAAUGUACAAAACUUCGUCAUCUGAAAGCUGUUAAUAAUGAAAAGAACCUUGUACUUAAGUUUGAUGAGGUGAAGUAUUUUUCUGUACAGGUUCCCAGACGUCAAGAUGAUGAGCGGAAUUACAUUUUCUUGGAACUAAUGGAAGAUCGAGAAGAUCCAGAAAGCUCUCCUUUUCCCUUGGCCAAUACAGAAUCACAUCUUUAUGAAGUAAUACAGAAAGGCUGCUUUACUGAAGUAAUGCAAAUGAUGCACAGAAACUCCACUGUCUGCAGGGUGGAAGUGGAAUUUAUGUUCUCCUAUGGAAACUUUGGUUAUGGAUUUUCACAUCAGUUAAAACCUCUUCAGAAAGUCAUUGAACCAUCUAUGUUUAUGAAUAUUGCACCUCCUCCAGAGAGAACAGACCCUGCCACAAAUGUUAUUACUCCACAACGAGUAGAAUAUCCAGCAUUCUUAUCCCCAGAAUUUAAUGUUAACAUUGGGAUUCCUGAAACCAACCAGGCAACUGUGGUGCAACUUGAAAAACUCCGUGAGAAGCCCCGGGAAAGGUUGGAAAGAAUGAAAGAGGAGUAUAAAAGUAUGAAUACAUGGAUACAAAAGGCUGAUUAUUUAAGAAACCUUAUUAAUCCAAAUAUGGUAAAAAGAGAUUCUAAGAGAAAUAAUGAACAACAGUCUGAAUCAAAUUCUAGUGUAUUAGAAGAGCUUGAAAGAACAACAUACGAUAUUCAUCACAGAAAAUCUGAAGCUCUUUCAAAUGAGCUGGUGGAUUAUGGUGAUAAGGAAGGCCGGGUCAUACCAGUUUUAAAGCUGUUAGACCAAAAUCAUUCAGAGUCAUCUUUGGCUAACAAUAGUGAAUCCACGCUGUUGGAAGAUGUUCUGCUGCCCCCUAUUCACAGCCUGCAGAUAAUAGAAGAAGAUGAAAUGCCACGUUUACAAAAGAUCUCUGAGCCAGAAGACAGGCCACACGAAGAGAGGAAAAGUAUAGUAUUUUCAUCGGACGAAGAACUAGUACCCAAACAUCCAAGCAUUUUAAAAAUAAGCUCAUCUGUACAAGAGAAUAGGCGUAGAAUGGAAAAAUCUCCACAUUUUUCAGAUGUGGUAAUAAUACCUGAUAAACCCUUAGAAGAAUUAAACACAAAUAAGAAAGGGAGACCUUCCAUCGAGUUAAGGAAAUCUUGGGAAAGACGACCUACUGACAUUGUCUGUAGUCUCCGAAAGGUGGCUUUUGCACAAAAAGAGUACACUAUACCAGUUUGCAAAGCAGAAACUACAGAAUUCAAACCCAAACAUCAGUUUCAGAAACUCAGCAAGAGUGGUCUUGAUCCUUUUCUAAGAAACAUAAACAGCAAAAUGUCAUUCAGAAAGAAGAAAGAUCACGAUGACGGAUACAGACAUCUAAGCUCGUUAAGUACAGAGAUUUUAGAGCAUGAAGAUCAAGAUCCUCCUUACCCAGACCAUUCAGGAUCUUCAGGAUCUGAUACAAUACAGGUGGAAAAUCCUAGCCUUUUCACAGUCCCGAUGGUGAACAGGAAGAGCUUGCCUCCUGACCCUAUUACAACCACAAUGAUCUCAGAAAGGAAGAAUAAGCUGUCACUUGAUAGUGUUUUCAACUCAGCAAACAAUUCAAAUACAAAGAGUAUCUUUGCAAGUGAUAAUCCUGUUGUCAGCCUAACAAAGCUUUCAGAUUCUGAUAAUAAACUGUUAACUGAUUCUAGUUUUAAUACAACAAAGCCUUCAAAUAGGAGGCUGUCUAAAGACUCAAAUUCCAAUACAACAAAGCCUUCAGAUACUAAGUUAUGCAGUGAAUAUAGCUCCAAUGCAACACAGCCAUCAGAUAGGAAGCCGUCUAGUGAUCCUAAUUCCAGUACAACAAAGCCUUCAGAUACUAAACUGUUUAGUGAUCCUAGUAACAAUAAGUUGUCCCGGGAUCCUAUUAGCAAUGCAACACAGCUUUCAGGCUCUAAUAGAUUGUCCCAUAAUCCUAGUAUCAAUGGAAAUAAAUCUUCAUAUACUUCAGAUCUUAAUAAGUUAUCCCGUGAUCCUAGCAUCAUUUCAGCAAAGUCUUCAGAUCCUAACAAGUUAUCCCGUGAUCCUAGCAUCAUUUCAGCAAAGUCUUCAGAUCCCAGUAAGUUAUCCCGUGAUCCUAGCAUCAUUUCAGCAAAGUCUUCAGAUCCCAGUAAGUUACCCCGUGAUCCUAGCAUCAUUUUAGUAAAGUCUUGGGAUCCUAACAAGCUGUCCCGUGAUCCUAGCAUCAUUUCAGCAAAGUUUUCAGAUCCCAGUAAGUUAUCCCGUGAUCCUAGCAUCAUUUCCCAUGAUCCUAGCAUUAUUUCAGCAAAGUCUUCAGAUCCAAAUAAGUUAUCCCGUGAUCCUAGCAUCAUUUCAGCAAAGUCUUCAGAUCCUAACAAGCUGUCCCGUGAUCCUAGCAUCAUUUCAGCAAAGUCUUCGGAUCCCAGUAAGUUAUCCCGUGAGCCUAGCAUCAUUUCAGCAAAGUCUUCAGAUCCUAACAAGUUAUCCCAUGAUCAUAGCAUCAUUUCAGCAAAGUCUUCGGAUCCUAACAAGCUGUCCCGUGAUCCUAGUAUCAUUUCCCGUGAUCCUAACGUCAUUUCAACAAAGUCUUCAAAUUCUAAUAAGUUGAACCGUGAUUCUAGUACCAUUUCAACAAGGUCUUCUGAUCCUGAUCCUAGUAAUUUAUCCAGUGAUCUCAGUUUCAAUUCAUCCAAGCUUUCAGAUUCUAGUAAGUUGAGCCGUGAUCGUUCUAGCACCUCAACAAGGUCUUCAGAUCCUAACAAGUUAUCCCAUGAUUCUAGUACCAUUUCAACAAAGUCUUCAGAUCCUAACAAGUUGUCCCGAGAUCCUAGUAUCAAUUCAACGAGGCUUUCAGAUCCUAGUAAGUUGAGCCGUGAUCCUAGUAUCUUCUCAACAAAGUCUUCGGAUCCCAGUAAGUUAUCCCGUGACCCUAGUACCAUUUCAGCAAAGUCUUCGGAUCCUAACAAGUUGUCCCGUGAUCCUAAUAUCAAUUCAACAAGGCUUUCAGAUCCUAGUAAGUUGAGCCGUGAUCCUAGUAUCUUCUCAACAAAGUCUUCAGAUCCUAACAAGUUAUCCCGUGAUCCUAGCGUCAUUUCAGCAAAGUCUUCAGAUCCUAACAGGUUACCCCGUGAUCCUAGCAUCAUUUCAGCAAAGUCUUCAGAUCCUAACAGGUUACCCCGUGAUCCUAGUAUCAUUUCAGCAAAAUCUUCAGAUCUUAAUAAGUUGUCCCGUGAUCCUAGCAUCAUUCCAGCAAAGUCUUUGGAUCCUAACAAUUUGUCCCAUGAGCCUAGCAUCAUUUCAGCAAAGUCUUCAGAUCCUAACAAUUUGUCCCAUGAGCCUAGCAUCAUUUCAGCAAAGUCUUCAGAUCCUAACAAGUUAUCCCAUGAGCCUAGCAUCAUUUCAGCAAAGUCUUCAGAUCCUAACAAGUUAUCCCGUGAUCCUAGCAUCAUUUCAGCAAAGUCUUCAGAUCCUAACAAGUUGUCCCAUGAGCCUAGUAUCAUUUCAGCAAAAUCUUCAGAUCCCAGUAAGUUAUCCCGUGAUCCUAGCAUCAUUUCAGCAAAGUCUUCGGAUCCCAACAAUUUGUCCCGAGAUCCUAGUACCAAUUCAACAAAGCUUUCAGAUCCUAUUAAAUUAAGCCGUGAGUCCAGUAUCAACGCAAGAAAGUCUUCAGAUACUAAUAAGUUGUCACAUGAUCCCAGUAUCAUUUCAACAAAAUCUUUAGAUAGUAACACUAGAUUGCCAAGUGGCAGUCCUACUGCCAAUUCAGAUACUACUACCAACGCAGCAGAACCUCCAGUUACUAAUAAUAUGCUGGAUCCUGAUAUCUCCAAAGUAGACUCUUCAGAUAUACAAAGUAAGUUAGAAUGGCUCCCAAAAGUAUCUUUAUCAAAUGUCCAAGGAGCACCAUCAGUGACUGAAAAUGUAAACAUACAUCACCCCUCAAACUCAAUAAAUUUUACCUCUGAUAUUGAAAUUUUAAAACAGUCAAUAGUACUCAAAUCAAUUUUAAGUAAAAAUCUGCAAGACCUUUCAGAUGAGUUGUUUUCUAAAGCAGAAGUCUACACAAAUGAUGAAAGCCGUUCUCCACCUCCAAGUAUACACAGCAGGCCAUCUGAUAGCAACGAUGAUAGAGUGUUUGCAAAAGUCCAAGAUCUAAAGAGCUGGCGUUCAUCAAAAGACCUUCUAAAUUCCCAGGUUCUUUUAAGUCCUGUAGUUAAAAAUCGUCCUCAAGAUUUACUUCCAGAAGGUGAACCAAGAAAAUCUUCAGACAUAGAAGAAUAUGUCUCUGAAAAACUCUUAGAGGCUGCUGAAAGAAAUUUUCCAAUGAACAGAAAGAGUACUUUCAAGAAAAAACAUUUAGUAAGUGAAGAAUCUGGCUCUGAACAUGUUUUAAGUGGUAGCAUAUAUGAGUACGUUAUCAAGCAAAUAUUCACUGCACCCAUAUUCUCACAACUGGGGAUAGGAAGAAGUAGCUCAAAUGAGGCCCAGAUGGGCUCACAGGAUCAGUUGCUGACACCUUGGGAGAGAAAUGCAUCUUCAAAGAUUCUCAACUAUGAAGAAAAAGGCAAUGAAGUUAACUUGUCACAGUCAAAAUCAGUCAUAAGCCAAAUAAUACAGUCCUUUCCUGUAAAUACUCUGUUAGAAUCUGGGAUAAUCAAGGUGAUAGAACUAGAUAAAGAACAUCAGAACUCUUUGUUGAACUCACAGACAACCUCUUCCACAGAGCAGUAUUCUGAUAUCAGAAGCCAAAUAAAACUUCUUUCCAGACAGAAGACAUUUAGCAUCAACCCCCUAGACUCUUCUGUGAGUGGAGCUGAAUAUACAGAAGACUGCCAAAGUAUAUCCACACAAGAGUCAAAAUAUCCAGUGCGAGAUGCAAACACAGACUCACUAACUGAUACAGAGGAGAUGGAGCUAGGUUCUAAUUUAGAAAGUUCAAGUAGCUCACUGGAUAAAAUUAAUGACAGUGACACAGCAAUGUUAAAAACCUUCCUAAAAAAUAUCUUCAGUAUUUUCUUCAAAUACGGUCAGUCUGAAAGAAGACAACAACCAGAAAAAGAGUCAGAAAGUCUAAUUAAACAGUCUUCAUCAAGUGGUACAGAACACUUAGAAAAAACUCAAGAGAGUUUUAAUAAUGCAAGCAAAAAAGUAGACAGGAAACCCAUUUUGAAUCCAAAGCUGCGUGUGUUUCUAGAGAAACUCUCGGAGACAGAAGUAAAAAAUUUAAAGUCUGAGUUAAGUAAACACAUUCAACAUUACCUUAUUGAAAGGCUGACAGAAUCAGGCCACAUCACUAAGGAGGACUUACCAACAAUCUAUCAGAAGCUCUAUCUGAUGAACGAGAAGGCAGAGUUAAAGGAGCAAAGCCCCUUUCAGGGGAAAUACUCAGAAACUGUAAAAGAAAUCAUGUCUUUUGUAAAUAAUUUUAACCAUCAUUUCAUAGAUAAACAUCUAGAAACAAAGCUUAGAGGUUUUCUAAGCGAAAUUCUCCAAAAUUAUUUCCUGAAGAAUCUUUCAGUGAGCAACUUAUUCAAUGAGACAGACGCUAUGGCUCUCCAUGCCAGCAUGUCCCCUGUGAGAAGUAAGAGUGAGCUAGGACAAGACAUUGCAGAUGGGAAUUUUGGUUCAAGCCUUAAAAUAAACAUGAAAUACCCUGUAAGCAAAUCUCUACAAAAUUAUCUUCAAGAUUUAUCAGAAAAUGAAUUAUUAAGUCUAAAAACUGAUUUGAGCAAAUACCUCCAGGUCCUCUUUAUAGAAAAACUUUAUAAGUCAGGACUAGUGUCAGAAAGGCAGCUGAAGGGAAUCAGCCAGGAAAUUACGUCACUUCACUCACCCCCCAUACCAUUAAAACACAUAAAAACAAAUUUAGCUUUUAGAAAUGAAAGUUACUUUAUGAGGGGGGAUUCAGAAGAGGAAAUGAACUAUUCAAGACAUAGUUCAAAUACAGAUUUACAAGCACUGUUUAAAGAUAAAUGUGGAGAAACUGAACUGUUCAGAGAGGAAGAAAGGGAAAGCUCUGUCUCACAACAUUUAAAAGAAAACCUACCAACAAUAUGGGAACAGAAAACUAUUUAUACCAAGGAAGAAGAAACACUAAACUUAAUACAUAUGCGAUCUUCCCUCAACAAAAAUAACCAGGCAAAUCCACUAACUAGGUCACCAGAAAGACCUUCAGACAUAUCACUUAAGAAACAGAAGAAAGAUCAUGGUUUCAUGCAGUUUACUCAAGUAGAAGGUUCUGUCUACAAAACAGAGAUUCAAGAUCCAUACCGUUGGGAUAGUAGACCAAAAACACUUCAAUCAAAACCUUGCUUUGAAAAGGCAUUGACAAUGAAGCAAUUUGACAAAAGGGAGAACAAUAGCAUUUAUAAAUUGACUGCUCAGGAAAAACCUGAUACAGAAUUCUCACCUUAUCUAAAGCUCCCUAACUGCAGACCAUCAAAAGAAAAUGAGCCCACAAGCAGGCUUUCCUUCCCUACAUGGCAAACUAGUGCCUUCAUCCAUGUCAAGCCAGAGAUUGGGGAGCAAUCAAAAUUAGACCACUAUUAUCAGAGACUGAAAGGAAACAAUAACAACAAUAAAAAACACUUGGUUACAUUUGCACAAUUUAAAAAUGAAAUGGAAACUCUUUAUAGAAACCCAUAUGAAGUUUGCAAUGAAAAAUGUGCUGACAUGUCUGACUCACAGUCAUUUAAAUAUAAAGAAAAUGAGAGAAACUCAAGGUCAUUCUUCUUCCCAGAAGUACUGAAGAGAGAAAACAUAAAAUCCAAAAGAAAAGAAAGAGACCACACCAUCAAACCAAAGAAGUCAUUUCACAAGAUAGUUAGGUUACUACCAGCCACACUGCCCACUACAAGACCUCAUCUCCGGAAGUCUGCGCCAAGGAAUUUACUUCACUGGACUGCCAGGAGAACUAUACAUGAUUGCUUGGAUAGAUUCGACGAUUUACACGUACCCUCAGUUAAAUGUCCUAAAAAAUCAAAAUCAAGAGCAAGACUUUUAGGCAAGAGUCCAGAUGAUUCCCAUAAUCAGUCAAAACACUGUGCACGGCCAUACACUGCUCCCGAGCCAAACAAACGACGAGAGAGUGCUGCCUGGAAGUUUGCAAGUCCUCGGAUGGUUUCAGCGGGCUUAGUUCAUUUAUAUGCCACCCCAGAGUAUGAAAUCCGUAAAAUGCGGUCCAAAAGAAAAGUAAAAGAGGAUAUUGAAAAGCGUCCGCUCAUUAGUGAGAUUAUCCAGAUGCUAGACACUACAGAAUGAUAUGUGAGGUCACCAGUCAGAAUAUAAUUUCUCCAUUAACAAAAUGGUUUGGAGGUCUAUCCUUGUGUGAUAGAAGUCAGCAACUAACUUUCAUCUUGUUAAACCAUUUUGUUAUAAUUAAAGUGAAAAAUAAACAUUCUAUGUAAA
This is a messenger RNA of Mastomys coucha (southern multimammate mouse), 8069 nucleotides long. It is a transcript of the gene Catspert, whose product is annotated as C2 calcium dependent domain containing 6. The transcript has 19 exons. The record is from RefSeq and is a predicted model, not a curated record. The coding region runs from base 72 to 7922 and encodes 2616 amino acids. Lineage: Eukaryota; Metazoa; Chordata; Mammalia; Rodentia; Muridae.